ACGGCGCGGGGCGUGUGUAAACCGUACAGGGUCCACGUUUUUUUUUUUUCUCCAGACGUUCGAAAUUCGCAUUAUAGCCAAAUGCCCGUAUGUCACCACGUGGUUCUCAUUCGUGCCAAAGAAGCGAAAGCAAAGGUUUGUGGUGGCGUGGACAAACAUGGCAAGUGGGAGUGGAGAAGGCAGGCUGCCUAGGCCAGAGAUGAAGGAUGCCCCAGCUUUGUUUAAAUCAGGUGUGUGGGAUCAUUUCGGAUUCCCCGUCACAUACGAUGAUACUGGCAAUAAAAACGUGGAUCGAACUGUUACAAUAUGCAAGCAUUGCAAAACCCGCAUUGCAUACGCUAGUGGAAACACUUCCAAUAUGACCGGCCAUUUACGAAGACAUCACCCAAGUGUGUCAGUAGAGGGGAGGAGAGGAGAGCCUGCCAAAAAGCCAUUCACAAUCAGCGCGGCAUUUAAACAGCCCCUGGCUGAGGACACCGCCAAGGCGAAAUCAAUUUCCAAAGCCAUAGGUAUAUUCAUUGCAAAGGACAUGCAGCCCUACAGCGUGGUGGAGGGUGAAGGCUUUAGGAAUAUGAUAAAGGUGCUGGAGCCGCGGUACGUCAUGCCCUCUCGUAGAUACUUUGGCACCAAUGUGAUACCGAACUUAUAUGAAGAGACAAGGGUGGACAUAGUUAAGGAGUUAUCUGAGGCAUGCCAAAUAGCUCUGACGACGGAUGGAUGGACUUCCAGGUCCACCGAAAGCUACCUUACAGUGACUGCCCACUACAUUACUCCCCAAUGGGAGUUACGAAGCUGCGUAUUGCAAACGCGCCCAAUAUAUGAGAGUCACACAAGCGAAUUUCUCUCCGAAAAGCUAAGAGAGGUGGUGGAGGAAUGGAAAUUGGAGAGGGACAACGGCACCAUCCCUGUCACGACUGACAAUGCCAAGAACAUAGUGAAUGCAGUAGGUUUGACGGAGGGACUUGGGCCACAGAUAUCCUGCUUUGCUCACACAGUCAACCUGGCAGCCAAAAGCGCCAUCUCUACAGCCCAAAUCUCACGACUGCUGGCGAAGGUCAGAAAGGUGGUCACUUUUUUCCAUCGAAGCACAACAGCCGCCUUCAUCUUGAAAACAAAGCAGGACAUGCUGACACUGCCAGACCACAAGUUAAUUCACGACGUGCCAACGCGCUGGAACUCCACAUACGAUAUGUUAGAGCGCUAUGUGGAGCAACAGGCGGCCCUCUAUUCCGCGGUGACGGACAAAAAUAUGAAAAAAAAAAGCUAAGGACAUUUCCCUGUUAACCGACAGUGAAACAAAGCUGACAGAGGGCUUCAUUGAUGUUCUUAAACCUUUGAAGAAUGUGACUACCCUGAUGAGCACAGAAACAUCUCCCUCUGUCUCAAUGAUUAUGCCACUGCAGAGGAUGGUACUGAAAGCAAUGGCACCACGUGCAGACGACAGUUCCACCAUCAAAGAUGCCAAGGCAGCCAUCACCAAGGAUCUUCAAAGCAGAUACAGUGACCAUAGUAUUCAGGAUUAUCUGCACAGAGCCACAGCACUGGAUCCCAGGUUCAAGUCCUUGCCUUAUCUGGAUGAAGCCUGCGUUCAGAAAAUCUGGGAUGAUCUCACAUUGGAAAUUGUAAACCUCGAAGAGCAGGCUCAACAACACUGUGAAGCUCAGGCAGCCAGUUCAUCCUCAGCAGCGGAAUCUGAGCCGUCAGAGACCUCUCCUCCCCACAAG
Messenger RNA from Astyanax mexicanus (Mexican tetra), 1724 nucleotides. RefSeq names its product E3 SUMO-protein ligase ZBED1. The transcript is spliced from 2 exons. The coding region runs from base 158 to 1267 and encodes 369 amino acids. The record is from RefSeq and is a predicted model, not a curated record. Lineage: Eukaryota; Metazoa; Chordata; Actinopteri; Characiformes; Acestrorhamphidae. Gene Ontology annotation, molecular function: DNA binding.